AUGCAGCCCACGAGGGCAUUACUCAAGCGGUCGAUCUGGAAAGGGCCACACAUCGUCCCCUUGCCCCUAGUCAAACCCCAGUCCGGCAAAUACACCCCUCCCAUUCGCACCCAGGCCCGCUCCGCCACCAUCCUCCCCAGCUUCGUGGGCAUGAACUUUGAGGUCUACAACGGCAAGGUGUACAACCCGGUGACGAUAACGGAAGACAUGGUCGGCCACAAGCUGGGGGAGUUCUCACAGACACGGAAACCGUUCAUCUACGACAAGCGAUAA
Diaporthe citri is the source of this 273-nucleotide messenger RNA. RefSeq lists its product as uncharacterized. The transcript is spliced from 4 exons. Gene Ontology annotation, molecular function: structural constituent of ribosome; RNA binding. Bases 1 to 273 code for a protein of 90 amino acids. Gene Ontology annotation, cellular component: cytosolic small ribosomal subunit; ribosome. NCBI's taxonomy places the organism in Eukaryota, Fungi, Ascomycota, Sordariomycetes, Diaporthales, Diaporthaceae. The record is from RefSeq and is a predicted model, not a curated record. Gene Ontology annotation, biological process: ribosomal small subunit assembly; translation.